This is a messenger RNA of Podospora anserina S mat+, 258 nucleotides long. RefSeq lists its product as uncharacterized. The record is from RefSeq and is a predicted model, not a curated record. The transcript has 4 exons. Gene Ontology annotation, biological process: mRNA splicing, via spliceosome; spliceosomal snRNP assembly. Gene Ontology annotation, molecular function: RNA binding. The coding region runs from base 1 to 258 and encodes 85 amino acids. Gene Ontology annotation, cellular component: P granule; precatalytic spliceosome; catalytic step 2 spliceosome. Lineage: Eukaryota; Fungi; Ascomycota; Sordariomycetes; Sordariales; Podosporaceae.
AUGGCUCCCGCGCAACCAGAACUCAAGAAGUAUCUUGACAAGCGUCUCUUCGUCCAGCUCAACGGCAGCCGCAAGGUCAUUGGCGUCCUGCGCGGAUACGAUGUCUUUUUAAACAUUGUAAUGGACGAUGCGGUCGAGGAGAAGGAUGGCGGUGAGAAGGUCAAGCUCGGCAUGGUGGUCAUUCGCGGAAACUCAGUUGUCAUGCUUGAAGCGCUCGAGAGAAUUGGCGGCGACGACAGGGGAGGACACCGCGGCUAA